Molecule: messenger RNA, 1777 nt
Organism: Brassica oleracea var. oleracea
Lineage: Eukaryota; Viridiplantae; Streptophyta; Magnoliopsida; Brassicales; Brassicaceae
Product: aldehyde dehydrogenase family 3 member H1
Exons: 10
Coding region: 185-1633 (482 amino acids)
Biological process (GO): aldehyde metabolic process
Cellular component (GO): cytoplasm
Molecular function (GO): aldehyde dehydrogenase (NAD+) activity
Source: RefSeq, a predicted model, not a curated record
GGAGCAGACGUCAAGGUGUGUUGGCACCGUGUAAACCUAUUUAUUCCAUUUUAUUAAACAAAAUCAAUUCAGAUUAUCUUGGGAUUCCCAACUCAAUAUUUGUUCCGACUCUCUCUCUCUCUCUCUCUCUCUCUCUCCCGUGAAUCCUGGUUGUUUCUUACGUAAGCGUGUACGACUCUCUGCAAUGGCGAAGGUUUUCGAAGCAGCGGACGCGAGCAACCUGAUGACGGAGCUUCGUAUGAGCUUCGACGCCGGAGUAACUCGCGGUUACGAGUGGAGAGUCUCUCAGCUUAAGAAGCUUCUCGUAAUCUGCGAUAACCACGAGCCUGAGAUCGUCUCCGCUCUCCAUGACGAUCUCGGCAAACCUGAGCUCGAGUCUUCCGUUUACGAGGUAGCUCUAUUGAGAAACUCCAUCAAGUUAGCUCUUAAGCAACUAAAGAAUUGGAUGGCACCAGAUAAGGCAAAGACUUCUCUAACAACGUUUCCUGCAUCAGCAGAGAUUGUGUCCGAGCCUCUUGGAGUUGUGCUUGUAAUCUCGGCUUGGAAUUAUCCUUUCCUGUUGUCUAUUGAUCCUGUUAUUGGCGCAAUUUCUGCUGGGAAUGCUGUCGUCUUAAAGCCAUCAGAACUGGCUCCAGCUUCGUCCUCUCUGCUAGCAAAGUUACUGGAACAGUAUUUAGACCCUUCUGCAGUGAGAGUUAUUGAAGGUGCUGUUACUGAAACAACUCUGCUGCUGGAGCAGAAGUGGGACAAAAUAUUCUACACAGGUAGUUCAAAAAUUGGGCGUAUCAUCAUGAUGGCAGCUGCUAAGCAUCUCAUACCUGUUGUCCUGGAGCUAGGAGGAAAGUCUCCUGUUGUUAUAGACUCAGACACCAAUUUGAAAAUUACUGUCAAGCGGAUAAUUGCAGGAAAAUGGGGUUGCAACAAUGGACAGGCGUGCAUUUCUCCAGACUACAUCUUGACAACAAAAGAAUAUGCUCCAAAAGUGAUUGAUGCAAUGAAGCAAGAACUGGAGGCAUUUUACGGGAAGAACCCUAUGGAGUCCAAAGAUAUGUCACGUAUUGUAAACUCUAAUCACUUUGAUCGCCUGUCCAAGAUAUUAGAGGAGAAGGAAGUUUCUGACAAAAUCGUCUAUGGGGGUCAAAAGAACAGAGACAACCUGAAAAUUGCUCCAACCAUCUUACUCGACGUGCCAUUAGAUUCUCUGAUCAUGAGUGAAGAAAUAUUUGGUCCACUCCUCCCAAUCCUCACGCUCAACAACUUGGAAGAGUGUUUUGACGUGAUUCGUUCUCGACCUAAGCCACUUGCUGCAUACUUGUUUACCCAAAACCAGAAGCUGAAAGAGAGAUUCGCCAUGACAGUCUCAGCUGGAGGCAUUGUGGUCAACGACAUAGCUGUUCAUCUUUCACUUCCUACAUUACCAUUCGGAGGCGUUGGUGAAAGUGGAAUGGGUUCUUACCAUGGUAAAUUCUCAUUUGAUGCCUUCAGUCAUAAGAAAGCUGUUCUAUACAAAAGCUUUAUAGGAGAUGCAGCAAUCAGGUAUCCACCGUACUCUAGAGGAAAGCUUAGAUUGUUAAAGGCACUUGUCAACAGCAAUCUGGUGGAAGUAUUUAAAGUCCUUUUAGGAUUAUCUUAAAAGGUUAAAAGACAGGACUACACGCAUCCCUUUGUAUCUUGCAUUCUUCGUUUUUUUCAGAUAUGAACUUUGGUUGUUAAAAGAUAUAUGUUUUGGUGUUGAUGAAUACUGAAAGUCUAUAAAAAAGUGGUUUCUUCGUUUCAA